UGCUCUAGUGGCCAAGUGGUAAGUGCCACCGUUCGUCCGCGCCAGACACCAGUGCGGCAGUGCUUAAACAGCAGUCAAACCGUCUGGAGCGCGUGUGCGUGUGCAUCCAAUAAUAAUAAUAUAUUAAAUUUACGUAAACAUCGAUCAAUUGUUGCGAUCUGUCAAACAAAACACAAAACAUUUUACAACUUUUUCGUACACACUUAAUUGUUUAUAGUAAAUUAUUUAUAAAUAUAUACAUAUGUAUGUGUACCUAUAGUGUAUAUGUAAAUUUACGCGAAUGUGAAAACCCUUGACAAAAUGACCGAAUGGCCGUGGCUGAUGAUUAUACUGGCUCUCAUUAGCACGAUUCAAUGGCCCAAUUCAACAGCACAACACACUUAUGACUAUAAUUCAUACUGGGAAGGAUAUUUAUGGUCUCCUACAAGGAAUAGGCCGAAAAGAACAAGUUUGUUUGAUCGAGAUACUACAACCACAACAUCAAGUUAUCAGGAGGUCAAAAGUAAAAAUGAACCUGUUACUAAUAUUAAAAAUAUCAAUUUAAGAGAUAUACCAACAAUUAACUUGACAAAGUCAUUAUUUAAAAAUGAAAAUACAACUAAUAAUACUAAUAAACAACCCAACAUUGGUUUAAAAUUACCACAAACCAAAUCUUCGCCAAUUGUUUUUCCAAAUUCAAUUAGUGAAAAAAUUCAAUCAUUACCAAUCAACAAAUUUAUACCAGAACCACAUGUAAUCGAAAAAUGUGCAAUGAACGAAAGCUUUUGCAUCAAAGUUGAUAAUUAUCCAAGACAAGAUUUAUUCAAUCUAUUUAGAACCAGCAAAUAUAUGUCAACUUCAUAUUUUGGAACUGAUACUGUUAAUGAAAUAGAUGAUUUGCAAACAAGAUUAUCUAAUAGUAAUCUUCAACAAUUCUGUGAAUCAAAAGAAGAUGUUAUAUUUCCAGAAGCAGGUAUUACAAAAAACAAUGAAUGGCGUUAUAUUAUACAAGAUUCAAGUAAUGACAAUACUAGUUUUAAACAAGGGAUUCGAGUGGAGAAAUGUAUAAACGCUGGAACCACAUGCAAAUUUAAUGAUCUUUUACCUAAUGGGUACACAACAACUUGUGUACAAAAAUAUAUCUACAAAAAAUUGGUUGCCAUCAAAGAUGCUAAAGAAAUAUAUUAUGAAAGUUUUAAACUACCAUCCUGUUGUGAGUGCAUGUAUAGUGUAAAUCCAGAUCUAUUAACAAGAAAAGGUGGACUUGGUGAAGAGUUAGAAGGCCGAAGGUUUUACCACAAUGAAUCAGAAACUUCCAAAAAAAACAAAGAAGUGUUCAACAAGAGAAAUUAAUAAAGUUUAAGAAAUAUACGCAUAUAAUAAAGUAUAUAUCAAUCUGUAUAAUGCAAUUUGAUAACAAUAUGUAAAUAUUUGAUUGAUAUAACUAACAUGUACAAUAUUUAGAGUUAAGAUUUUAAGAGUAUGAUCUAAAAUAAAGUUUAGGUAACAAUGUUCAAUGUCUUACAAAUUAAAA
This is a messenger RNA of Aphis gossypii (cotton aphid), 1513 nucleotides long. Its product is annotated as protein spaetzle-like. Gene Ontology annotation, biological process: regulation of Toll signaling pathway; innate immune response; central nervous system formation. Bases 301 to 1332 code for a protein of 343 amino acids. Lineage: Eukaryota; Metazoa; Arthropoda; Insecta; Hemiptera; Aphididae. The transcript has 7 exons. Gene Ontology annotation, cellular component: extracellular region. Gene Ontology annotation, molecular function: Toll binding; growth factor activity. The record is from RefSeq and is a predicted model, not a curated record.